UUUGGGGUAGAUGGGCGGGUUUUCUUUGGACCGCCAUCUAGAGAAUCUGCGCCGGCGAUACUGCUUUGUGGCGGCCUUCUUGUUUGCAGGACGGGCGUAAUCUUUUUCUCUUCAGCAAGGUCUCGAGCCGGGAGGAGUAAAACAGCAGAGUAAUCUGAAACGUGAUCUCCAAAAUGAAUUUCUUCUUGGAAACGCUCAAAAUAAUUUUGCUGUGUAUAUAUUAUCUGAUGGAGUUUUUCUUAUCAUUCAUCUAUGCAAAGAAGAAAAAUGUUGCUGGUGAAAUAGUGCUUAUAACUGGAGCUGGAAGUGGAAUGGGAAGGCUGAUGGCUUUAAAAUUUGCUCGACUUGGAGCCACUUUAGUUCUUUGGGACAUUAAUCUGGAAGGAAUCAAAGAAACAGCUAGAUUAGCACGUAAAAUUGGGGCUGUGAGAGUACAUGACUACAUUUGUGAUUGCAGCAAAAGGCAAGAAGUCUAUCAAGUGGCAGGCCAGGUGAAAAAGGAAGUUGGUGAUGUUGGUAUCCUGAUUAAUAAUGCUGGCAUCAUAACAGGAAGGAUGUUUUUAGACACUCCAGAUAUGCUUCUAGAGAAGAGUAUUCAAGUGAACACAAUGGCACACUUUUGGACUGUCAAAGCAUUUGUUCCAGCCAUGGUAGCUUCUAAUCAUGGACAUGUGGUGACUGUUUCAAGUGCAGCUGGCUUUUAUGGUGUCAACAAAAUGACAGAUUACUGUACAAGUAAAUUUGCAGCUCUGGGUUUUGCUGAAUCUCUAGCUUUAGAGAUGAUGGCAAUGAAAAAGAAUGGUGUAAAAUCUACAAUUAUCUGUCCAUAUCUAGUGAACACUGGAAUGUUUGAAGGCUGUGAAACAAAGUGGCCUCAUUUGCUGCCCAUUAUAGAUCCAGAAUAUGCUGUUGAAAGAAUUGUGUCUGGGAUACUCCGAAAUGAACGAUAUAUCUUUAUACCACGAAGACUACAGUUGUUUAAUGUAGUAAAAAGCAUUGUUCCUGCAAAAACGCUUGAUAUCCUUUAUGACUAUUUUGGAAUUUUAAAAGUUAUGAAUAGAUUCAAAGGUCGAACAAAGAACACUGAUGAGUACAUAUACCGGACAAAAUCAAUAAAACCUCCAGGUUCCCUUGACUAAUUAUACAUUGAGAAGCCAAUAUAUAGAACUUCCCAUUUCAUUACGUUGUUGCAAAGGUUACGCUUAAAACAAAUGUGGAAUGGCUUACUAGCAACAGGUGAAAUACUGGGAACAGGGUAUGAAUAAUUUUAACUAGUUUUUUUUACAAUUACUGAAAUAUAACCUAAUAGUGAUGCUUUAUUUCAAUAAAAUUACUUAAUUAUAGGGAAC
Molecule: messenger RNA, 1349 nt
Organism: Notechis scutatus (mainland tiger snake)
Lineage: Eukaryota; Metazoa; Chordata; Lepidosauria; Squamata; Elapidae
Gene: SDR16C5
Product: short chain dehydrogenase/reductase family 16C member 5
Cellular component (GO): lipid droplet
Molecular function (GO): oxidoreductase activity, acting on the CH-OH group of donors, NAD or NADP as acceptor
Source: RefSeq, a predicted model, not a curated record